AAUUCUAUUUUCAACCCGAAUUUAGUGAAUUUAGCUUUUGAUUCAAGUUCCAACUAUCAAAUUUAAGUAAUUGACACUCGUCAAAAGUUAUUUCAAGAGGCCAAAAGUUCAGAAUCUCUUGAUAAAUUAUCUAACUGACCUUCAACACCAAAAUAGAAGUUAAUAGAACACGAAAAAUUUUGUUUACGUUGUUAAAGUGCAUGUUAACAACACGAAAGAUUACGUAAAGAGAAGUUUUGAAAAAUAUUCUUAUUAGAAAAGUUCAGUUUUUAAGUGGAUUUUUUCAAUUUUUGUCAGUUCAAGGGUAAUUUUUCGGCAAAUUACUUGCGCGUAAAUUAAUUUUUACAAAGAAAACCGCCGAUUGCACUGAAAUUUAGAGGCAAAUCGUGAUCCAGUGACCUUUUCUCAAUAAAUAUUUUGAAUCGAAGCUGCGUUAUUCUCCGUACGAUGCUCAUUAAUGCACUCUCUAAUACAGUCAUUUGCAUAAUUACGUAGUAAAAUUAUCAAUGAAACAACAAAAAGAUGGAGAGAAGUAACGGACACACAAAAAAUUAUCAGAAAUUCACGUUUUAGUCAUCGUCAUUGUCGAAUCGCUGCGUCGUCGUUGUCGUGUCGGCACUUUUUUCAUCUCUUUUCAUUAUGCUCUUGUAUCGAUUCCUCGUUGGACGUAGAUUUUUUAGUAGUGAGCUUUGUAGAAAAAUUGAUUUGCACACAAUGGGAUUCGAGGCGAUGGAUUUUGUCGUGCGACAUUCGUCGAAAAUGUCCUGUCAACCGAUCGCGACACCAAAAAGUGACUGUUUGAGCUACGAGAAAGCAAUUAAUGCCUUAAAUAAUCUUCUUCCGAACUCGGAAUUCCUGAAAAAUUCCGUGGUAAUUCAGCAACGUGGCAAAGAAUCUCUCAAUUUGGUCGACACGGAGAAAUAUUUGGUGCGGGCGGGCAUGACAAUCGAAGAUCUGAAGAAACUUAAAGUAAUUCACAUUUCCGGUACAAAAGGGAAGGGUUCAACAUGCGCCUUAGUUGAAUCAAUUUUACGACAUCACGGACUUCGCACAGGCUUUUAUAGCUCACCACAUUUGGUUUCCGCGACGGAACGGAUUCGCCUCGGAGGGCUUCCAAUCUCAAAAGAGAGCUUUGCGAAAUAUUUUUGGACAAUUUAUCGAAGAUUGGAAGCAAAUGCGACUCAUGAAGGUGACUUCCCUCCUUACUUCAAAUUUCUCACAAUUAUGUCAUUUUACGUCUUCUUGAACGAAAACAUCGAUGUUGCGAUCUACGAAGUGGGCAUCGGAGGACAAUAUGACUGCACAAAUAUCCUCCCAAGCACAAAAACUGUCGGAAUUACGUCAUUAGGACUUGAACAUACGCAAAUUUUGGGAAAUACUUUAGAGGAAAUCGCCUGGCAAAAAGCGGGAAUCAUCAAAAAUGGCUCGGAUGUCUUCACUGUGCAGCAACAAGAGAACGUUUGUGUCGACGUUAUUCGAGAAAGAGCUGAAGAAAGGGAUUCCAAGCUGUUUUUAGUGCCUGAAUGGAAAGAUUACGUUUGGAGCAGGAAGCCAAAUGUCGAUUCGUUGAACGAAAUCAAGGUCCAACAGUUGAACGCCUCUCUGGCUAUUCAAUUAGCGCUUAAUUGGAUGCACAAGAAUGUCGAUGGGAGUCAAGAGCCGUACAAAAUCGUCACAAAUUUGAAUGAAAAUGUCAUCAGAGGUCUUGAAAGGUGUUUCUGGCCUGGAAGAUGUCAACUUUUGCAGUACGAGAACAAAAACUUCUACUUAGAUGGCGCCCACACUUAUGAAAGCAUCCAAGUUUGCUCGAAUUGGUUCUCAAACAGCACAAAAAGCAACAAAAACAAGAAAAUACUCAUUUUUAACAUGACAGGUCCGCGCCAAACGUCGGAAAUGAUGACGUUGUUAAUGAAAGCCAUCAAAUUCGACGUUGUCUUUUUCGUGCCGAACGUUGCUUCAGUGACAAACACAACUCCUGACAUCAUAACGAGUGACGAUCAACUAGAAAGAUGUCGUGACAACGAAAAAAUCUGGAAUCAGAUAAUUUUGCAAAAUAAUAAUAGCACGAAUGUAGUGACAAAAGUCCUGCCAAGCAUCUUUGACGUCAUGAAGUUCAUCGAUACGAAUUUGUGUUCGAAAAAAAUCGAACUUGCCGAGCAGGAAUUGGAUAUUUUAGUAACAGGUUCCUUACAUUUGAUCGGAGCGUGUCUCAUGGGACUCGAAGAGUACGACAAACGUUUCAGGAGUAAUACUCAAAUUUAGUUGUUUAGUUUGUAGGAAGCCUCCAAGAGGAUUUUUGUUUAAUUUUUGGUUAGAUUUUAAAUAAAAAAUAAAGUUUAAA
This is a messenger RNA of Culicoides brevitarsis, 2341 nucleotides long. RefSeq names its product folylpolyglutamate synthase, mitochondrial-like. NCBI's taxonomy places the organism in Eukaryota, Metazoa, Arthropoda, Insecta, Diptera, Ceratopogonidae. The transcript is spliced from 7 exons. Gene Ontology annotation, molecular function: tetrahydrofolylpolyglutamate synthase activity; ATP binding. Gene Ontology annotation, cellular component: cytosol; mitochondrion; cytoplasm. The coding region runs from base 640 to 2262 and encodes 540 amino acids. The record is from RefSeq and is a predicted model, not a curated record. Gene Ontology annotation, biological process: tetrahydrofolylpolyglutamate biosynthetic process.